UUGCAAACUAUUCGGGAAUUGCUGCGUGUUCUAGAACCAGGCGGGGAAGGAUGUAUUUCUGUAUGGGCCUACGAGCAAAAACUGUCAGACGAGCCAUCGGAGUACCUGAAAAUGCGCCGCAAAAAACGCGAUGUACAGAUGAAUCGACGUGAGAGUAAUGGUAGAUUACGAGUGCAUGAGGGCAAAGAGUUCACACAACACGACAUGCUUGUACCUUUCCAGAACGCUGAUGGAGCUCGUUUUCUCAGAUACUAUCAUUUAUAUCACGAUGUCGAGCUUGAGAAUCUGAUCAAAGAAGCUGGUGGGUGCGUCAUCCAAAAAUACUUCUAUGAGCAGGGGAACUGGAUUGCAUAUGUGAAGAAAAUUUAAUU
This is a messenger RNA of Gongylonema pulchrum, 371 nucleotides long. NCBI's taxonomy places the organism in Eukaryota, Metazoa, Nematoda, Chromadorea, Rhabditida, Gongylonematidae. The record is from the annotation of a GenBank genome assembly.